AGUGGCAUUACGUGGUAAUAAGAAAAAUCAGACCACAUCUUUCGAUCCCCUUCUUCUUCUUCUUCUUCUGCUACUGCUGCUGAUUCUCUAUCAUCCAGUCUCCAAAGCAAACGUAAAAUUUCCCACCAAAACGAUGAACAAUCCAACCCAUUUCUCCUCAAUUUAGCACUCUCGUCAAACCCAUUUCUUUUCUAGUAUUGCCUUUAAUGGCCGCUUCAUCUCUUUCUCUUCUUCCAUCUCCCCUCACCUUUGAGCGUUUCUCUGCUUCUUCUUCUUCACCCUCAUCUUCUUCCUUCUUCCAUGGUGGAACCCAACUCAGGUUCCACAAAAACUUCCUCUCUGUGCAUUCCUAUUCCUUUAACUCUUCUCCUUCUUCUCCCAAUUCCCGAUUUAAUAAAAGGGUCUCUUCGAGACGACGCCUAGGACUUGUUGUUUGUGCUUCUGGAGAUUAUUAUGCCACUCUCGGCAUCCCAAAAUCUGCUAAUAGUAAGGAAAUUAAGGCCGCUUAUCGGAAAUUGGCUCGUCAGUAUCACCCAGACGUCAAUAAAGAACCUGGGGCAACUGAGAAGUUUAAAGAGAUCAGUGCUGCUUACGAGGUUCUUUCAGAUGAUAAGAAGCGGGCUUUGUAUGAUCAAUAUGGCGAAGCUGGUGUUAAGAGUACAGUAGGAGGUUCUAGUGCUUAUACGACUAAUCCAUUUGAUUUAUUUGAGACAUUUUUUGGACCAAGCAUGGGAGGAUUUGGUGGUAUGGAUCCAACUGGGUUCCGCACGCGUCGUAGCAGUACCCUUACUAAGGGUGAAGACAUACGUUAUGACAUCAAUUUAGGAUCUUCUGAAGCCAUAUUUGGAUCAGAGAAAGAAUUUGAGCUGUCCCAUCUGGAAACAUGUGAAGUCUGCACUGGUACUGGAUCUAAAGUAGGCUCCAAAAUGAGGAUUUGCUCAACAUGUGGAGGGAGAGGUCAAGUUAUGAGAACUGAGCAAACACCUUUUGGCUUGUUUUCUCAGGUCUCUGUUUGUCCAAAUUGUGGUGGCAAUGGUGAGGUCAUAUCUGAUUUCUGUCGGAAGUGUUCUGGUGAAGGGCGUAUCCGUGUUAAGAAAAACAUCAAGGUUAAAGUUCCUCCAGGAGUCAGUGCAGGCAGUAUCCUAAGAGUUGCAGGAGAAGGUGAUGCUGGACCCAGAGGGGGCCCUCCAGGAGAUCUUUUUGUGUAUCUUGAUGUUGAAGAGAUACCUGGAAUUCAAAGAGAUGGCAUCAACCUUUACUCAACAAUAGCUAUAAGUUAUCUGGACGCCAUUAUGGGAUCUGUUGUCAAGGUAAAGACGGUUGAAGGUAUGGCUGAACUUCAAAUUCCGCCUGGUACUCAGCCUGGUGAUGUUCUUGUUCUUGCGAAGAAAGGUGUCCCAAAACUAAAUAAGCCAUCAAUUCGAGGCGACCACUUAUUCACAAUCAAAGUAACCAUACCAAAUCGUAUCAGUGAAAAAGAGCGAGAAUUGCUUGAAGAACUCGCUUCACUUAGCAACAAUGCUGGGACUGGGAGCCGUUUCAGAACUCGCCAAAAAUCGCAACCACAACCAACUAAAAUGAUUGCGUUUGCAGAUACAAUUACAGAAAAUGAGGUCAAGACAGUUGCUAAUAGUACUGAAUCUGCUGAUGAUGGAGACUCGAACGAUAUAUGGAAAAAAGUACAAGAUUUUGCUGGGUCUGUAGCGCAAGGAGCUCUAAAAUGGCUGAAAGAUAACCUUUAGGCAGUCUCGAGUUUGGCUUCGGCUCUGGUUGAAACCUAACUAAACAAGUCUUUGUUCAACCUUCUUGGCUCUAGAUCUCUACUCCUACCCAAAAAUGGCUCAAAGACACUUUCUGGCAAUUUUCGUGAGUUGUUUCUUCAUGCGUCCUCCAGGGGUGACCAUUGUGCUCAGAGUGGAUGUUCAUAACUUGCAUAGAGUUGAGUGUUUUUUGUCUCAUUAGUUGAUGGUAUCGAUCAGAAUUACAUUUCAAACUAUAUUCAUUUAUAAUAAUUCAAAGCAUUAGAAAAAUAAAUGAUUUAACUUAUUGAGAAUGGAAUUUUGUCCACUGAAAAAUGGAGAAGAGGCCAUUUCGAAAUUGAAGUUGAAAUUGAGAUAUCUAUGCAUCCUA
Molecule: messenger RNA, 2130 nt
Organism: Cucumis sativus (cucumber)
Lineage: Eukaryota; Viridiplantae; Streptophyta; Magnoliopsida; Cucurbitales; Cucurbitaceae
Product: chaperone protein DnaJ
Exons: 11
Coding region: 207-1742 (511 amino acids)
Biological process (GO): protein refolding; response to heat
Cellular component (GO): cytoplasm
Molecular function (GO): ATP binding; heat shock protein binding
Source: RefSeq, a predicted model, not a curated record